GUAACGUGCACCCAUUCACGUCUGCAUAACCAUGUCUUUCUUCUAUUCUAAUCGCUUCCUUGUAGCAGUACUUGUAGUAGCGCUCGGCACAGCAUGUUAUACGACGCCCGGUCUUCUGCAGCGGGUCAAAGAUGAAGCUCGCGCGCCCGAACCAGAACCUCCUCCUCCACGCAGACGUCUACAGAAAGACUCGGAGAAUGCUUUGAAGAUCGAAACCUUGCGCACGCUUGCAGACGGCUACAGCUUUGAACUACGCACCUCGGCCAUCAAGAUCGUCGCCAGCCGCACCGUCAAAUCCCAGACAAAAGACCUGCUAUUACGUGACUUGGCCAGCAAAGAUGACGAACGGCGCAACGAGGCCAUCAACGGCAUGUGGCUGCUGCUCUAUCAUCCCGCCUUGACAGAGAAGAACUAUGCCUCGGUAUUUGGCUCGAAAGGCAUCGUUGCCGCAGUGCGAGCACUCAUCAACGUGAUGCCACUGCACAACGUCCAAAGGCAGAGCCUCGAAGGUGGCCCGGGAAAACUCCCGCCCUCGCCCGUCUUACCGCCAGGCCGACCAGCACAAGAAGUCUCGCUGCUUAUUCUUCUGGGUCACUUGCUUGCAGAGGAAUCUGGCCGGAGUAGAACAGCCGACUAUCCGAUCAAAGCCGCCCUUAAGGCGGGCCUGGUGACCGAAUGGCUAGCGCACUACCCUUUUCCCUGUGCCUUGCCAGAGAACCAGUGCUUCAAUUUCAAACGAAGCGACACGGUGCGCCUAUUCGACCGCGAUAGAUGGAAGAUGGACGACCAACUCAUGGCAAGUGUGAUUUACCACGUGAUUAGACAUCCGCUGGGACGCAAACAGUUGGUCGAUGCCGGGCUGGACACUAGCAGAAAACACAGAGGUACGGCAGAUUCGAGCUUUGCAUGGAACUUCAGCCAAAUGAGACGCCCAGCGUGGGCCGCCGAUGCUCACGAUGACGAGGACACGCUCAUGUUCAACGGUAGAGACACGGCUGGGAUUGUCAACGACGAUCUUAAUGUCUGGGAGGAAGAGGGCACGACAUUCCUCCCUCCAGGUGUGAUUGCGCGGCAACGCUCGACCGAACGCAGUCAGGAGGAAGAUCUUCUACGGCGUCGACACCGUGAAGCAAUUGUCGUUGCGGAGCGAGGGGCGCCAUUGCGCAGAGAAAACAUCCUGCAAAGGAGCGACAGUAGGGUGUUGCAGCCGAUGAACGGCGUUAGUGGAGUCGAGGGUGCUCUUAAUGGGUUGUUGGGCCUGUCUGACGAGCACGGUGAGAGGACUCUGGAUCUCGUCGAGCCAGGACGGAGCAGUCGCACAACGGCAUCAUCAUCAGGAAUGGAUCAGGGUGCUGAGGCAGAAGCGUCGUUGGCUGAUGGGGUUGUCACGUCGGACGAAUUGCAUGAUUCACUGGAUGAGUUUAACAAUCUCUCUGAGUACGAGAGACAGGCGGCGCCAGAGGUUCUUGACGAGAUUGAUGAGAUGAUUGCGGCGGCGAUGAGUGAUCCUGAUGUUCAGGAGGCGAUCCAAACGGUUAGUACUCCGGCUUGGAGGGCGAGGCAGGCUUCUGGCGGUUCUAGCACAACUGUCGAAGACGACGAUGCGGAUGGCUCAUGAAACGAUCGUGGUGUUGGGCACAUACAGUGCGUCAUCGGGUAAUGCUUUAGUGGUCAGGUGUUACCUAGCGAGGCGUUCAGGGCUUUAGCGAUGGGUCAUGAAGGUCCCAUACCAGUGUAUGAAUAUUGACAGGACAGACGAUCAGUUCAAUACGGACGCAUUGCGUUUUCAGAUCAUAACAUCUGCUGCACUUGAUGAUUCGUGCUGGUCAAAUUCUUCCAUUAUCGAUUGCAGUCUGUGACCACCUUGGCUUGUCAUCUUCUGGCAUCUGGGUCUUGUGCCUUCUCAACCUGUGACCGACUUUCAUGACGGUCAUUGGAAGCGACUUCAGUCUACCUGGCCACCGCCACCUUUCCACAUCCCGUCGAUAAAACAGACAUACGCAAUCCCCUCGCAAUCCUUCUCCAAAUCGUCGGUUUACUUCAAUGGAAUGAAACGC
Molecule: messenger RNA, 2057 nt
Organism: Exophiala viscosa
Lineage: Eukaryota; Fungi; Ascomycota; Eurotiomycetes; Chaetothyriales; Herpotrichiellaceae
Exons: 1
Coding region: 32-1618 (528 amino acids)
Source: RefSeq, a predicted model, not a curated record